CCAUGCUCUCGAAUAGAGUUAUUUUUGACAUCAAAUUAACCACUCGAGUGUCAGAUUUUAACCAAAAGUUUAAAUUAACCGCGAAAUGGUUCACAGCCUAAAUAAAUCUUGACGUCAACCAAAGUUGAUUGAUCGUCUGAAUUAUGUUAAAUCAAAGACAUCAUAUUAACAAGAUAUCCAGCUCUCACAUUGUUAAAUGCAGGCGUGUCCUGAUGAAAACAAACCUGUAAGUGAGCUGUCAGAAAGCCUAAUGGAAGUUGUCAAGUUGUACACCAGUUUGUAAAUAUUAAUACAAUCUCGUUGUUUACAAUGAUUCAAAGUCAGAUCAAUCGUGCAACUCAAGUCAAAACUCGCUUUCAACGUGAGUACAAUAUUAAGGUAGUGGACGAUUGGAUUAGCGGUUGCAUUUCGUUCUGUUUACAAGAAAAUCCCAAAACAUCAAACGAAUCUCUUUUCAAAUUUGCUUUCGACCAAUGGGUCUUGGCCGAUUUGAAAGAUAUUGGAACAUCCUCACUACCGGAAAACAUCGAUACCGAAACGAAAACUUUCAUGCUAAAUGGUCGUUUUCCGCUUCAGUUGAACUAUCUAAUUGAUAUAUCGGAGCCUUGCUAUGAUCAGCUCAGGAAUCUAUACAAUAAAACGAUGGAUGAAGCGGACGAUGAGAUUCAAAUGCGGAAGAAUCAAUCUCAACAUGUUAAAAAGAAACGGAUGCUAAAGUUAGAACUAACUGACGGAAAAAGGACAGUUGUGGGAAUGGAACACAGCCCGAUAGCGGCACUGAACACCAAACUGCCGCCCGGAGUGAAAAUUUUACUGAUUGGCCCAAUUCGCUGUAUCAACAAGGUUCUAUUUCUAGAGCCAAAAAAUGUAAAAAUUUUGGGUGGUGAAGUUGAUACAAUGUUGAUAACGCAUGCAUUUGAAAAUGUUUUGCUAAAAGCUUUAGCGCAACCGUUGAAUCCAAAUCCGAAAACGGAGUAUGAGGAAGUGGUUGUCAUUGAAAAGAAUCGAAAUACAAUGUACAGUAAUAUACAAUCUAUACCGAUGGUAUUUCCUUCUCCGGUGAAGCCGCUUGUCGAUCGAACCAAUGAAGACUGGGAGGAUGAUAUAUUUUUGGGUAUCAAUUUGGAUGGAAUUGGAGGAAUAGAUGAACCUAAACCAGACUUAGAGAAGCCUCCAGAACAACUCCCCACCAUCAGCACAAUAAUGGAUGACGACGACGAUUUGGAAAUAAUCGACUUACCAGAGCAAGAAAUAAUGAAUCAACAAGUGUCGUCUACAAAAGUAUCACAACCUGCUCAAAACUCGAACUUCGAUUACCCUGAUGAUGACAUUGAUACAAUGAACCUUCUAGAAGAUGAGAUCCGUAACGAGCAGUGCCUUCGCUUAAGUUACCCGAUCACAAAUGAAGAAAUUGAAAGUUUACCUUCUAACCAUUCAACACCAGUACACCAGGCCAAGCGACCUCGACUAGCUUUGAAUAAUCCUAGAGCGAAUUUAGUUACUGAAUGUCAACAACCUACUACAAGUAAAAAUUUUGAUAAGUGUUCUGUAACAGCUUUCUUCGAAGACAGUCUCGAUGGAGAUGAAUUCAAGCUGGAAGACAAUUGCACAUCAGGCAAAGAAAGCAUUCUUUCUCCGCAGUAUCAAUUCCAGGUCGAUGGUCACUGCUUAGCAACGGUGACACAAUUGAAUAAACUGAGUGAUGCUGAAAGGGAGAAGCGCACAUUCGUAGUGUUCGGAGAAAUAGAAGAAGUAUUCGAGCGUAUCCGUAUAACGGACGAUGGCUGGAAAUUAGGUGUAAUGGUAACGGAUCGAUCAGAACGAUUGCUUCCGGUGCGUUUUCACACGACAGUUAUCAGCAAAAUGGUGGGUCACGAGGCUAGCUCUAUUCAGCAAAUGAAACGUACUCGAAAUCCAGAAGUGAUGAAAAUGCUCGAGGGAAUUCUCAUCAACUUUAAAAACAAGCUUCAAGAAUUACGAACGUUCAUGCGAAUCCAAUAUCACCAGGGAAACGAGUUUCCCUUCAUCAUGGAGUUAUAUGAAUGCACUCAAUCACGACUUAUUAUAUUAAACGAUAAAGUAAAGAAAGAAAAUGCUGAACACCUGCUUGAAAUAAUACCUCAGUACUGUGAUAUCGUUAUGUGAAUAAAACGACAGCUAUUCGCUUGUUGUAAAAAUAUACUAAAAUAAAGAUCUAUACAGUAUUCGUAAUAAA
This is a messenger RNA of Malaya genurostris, 2215 nucleotides long. Its product is annotated as recQ-mediated genome instability protein 1-like. Gene Ontology annotation, cellular component: nuclear body; RecQ family helicase-topoisomerase III complex. Gene Ontology annotation, molecular function: nucleotide binding. The coding region runs from base 310 to 2145 and encodes 611 amino acids. The record is from RefSeq and is a predicted model, not a curated record. Lineage: Eukaryota; Metazoa; Arthropoda; Insecta; Diptera; Culicidae. Gene Ontology annotation, biological process: resolution of meiotic recombination intermediates; double-strand break repair via homologous recombination. The transcript is spliced from 3 exons.